AUAGUAUUUUCCGUGGGGUGGUAUGUUUGUUCCGCGUCUCCCUGGCUCAUCCGAACUUCCUGGAUGUAUGCUUAAGAUCCACAAUGACCCGGCGGUCGAUUUAAGGGAAAAGAAGCCCUCUGCGUAGGAUGCUGGUAUUGAAGGGCGAGGACGGCGGUCCUAUGCGUUUGGGGAGCUUCUAGCGUCCCGGCGUGGGACGGGCUCGGAUCAUUUUUAUCGCCUGGUUUGAGUUCCCGGGGCUCUCAGCUCGCCCAGUUUGCCUCCCUCCACUUUCUAGGAGUGCUUCUACCUAGUCCCUUUGGGGCGUUAGUUUCCCCGUGCUUCCCAUUACUGUUCUUUAAAAUAGGGAUAUUAGGACCUUCCUAAUAGAAUUGUUUAUUAGGGAAUUGAAAAAGAUGGUAGAAAUAUAAACAUUAAAAUAGUUCUUGGUACGUGGUCAGUGGUGAUUUCUCCCUAGUGUUAAUUUCCAGAGAAGCUGUCAUGUCCCCAGGUUAGGGUCAGAGCUCCAGCAGCACUGACCCUGCCUCCUCUUCUCUCCGAUCCCCCUGCGUUACGCUGGUUAGUAGGACUUCUGACCACUCCCCGCACACACACACACCCCUCCUUUUUUGGGGGGAAGAUAAGAGUUGCUUCCAGAUUGCACAGAGGGAGAGGAAGGAAGCUUUAACUUUUUUCGCGGACGUGGGCACAAUCAAGGCAUUUUAUAGCAUUCUUUCCCCAGCCUGACUUCUCAAAAAGGACUGCACGGAGGCUACUGACAGCAAAGCUCCACACAUUCCAGGCACAGUUCUACCUUCCUGGGUUCUGUAUCACUCAGGACUACGCAUCCCCAGGACUAGGAGGAAAAAUGACCAAAUUCAAGGAGGAAUUGACCUUUAAGGACGUGGCUGUGGUCUUUACCAAGGAGGAGUUGGGGCUGCUGGACUCUGUCCAGAGGAAGCUGUACGGAGACGUGAUGCUGGAGAACUUGCAGAACCUGGUCUCAGUGGGAGGAAAGAUCCAAAGUGAGAUAGAAAUUGUUCCAGAGGCAGAACCACAUGAAGAGCUUUCCUGCUGGCACAUCUGGCAACAAAUUGCAAGUGAAUUAACUAGACAUCAAGACUCCUUGAUAAAAAGUUCUAAAGUCCCCAAACAGGGUGAUUCACCAGGCCAGGUUGGGGCAGGUCUGUCUAUAACUCACGCAGACCAGUGUAAUGAAUGUAAAAAAUCUUUCACUUUUGAUCUUCAUCAACAAAUACACUCAGGAGAGAAAUCUCACACAUGUGGUGAGUGUGGAAAAAGCUUCUGUUACAGCUUAGCACUCCGUAUUCAUCAGAGAGUUCACUUGGGUGAGAAACGCUAUAAGUGUGAUGAUUGUGGUAAGGAAUUCAGUCAGAGUUCACAUCUGCAAACUCAUCAGAAAGUCCACACUGUAGAGAAACCAUUCAAAUGUGAGCAGUGUGGGAAAGGCUUCAGUCGUAGAUCAACACUUACUGUUCAUUAUAAGUUACACACGGGAGAGAAACCUUAUAAUUGUGACAAAUGUGGAAGAGCCUUCAUUCACGCUUCACAUCUUCAGGAACACCAGAGAAUCCACACUGGGGAGAAACCAUUCAAAUGUGAUAUAUGUGGGAAGAACUUCCGUCGUAGAUCAGCACUUAAUAGCCAUUGUAUGGUCCACACAGGAGAGAAACCAUACAAAUGUGAAGACUGUGGGAAGUGUUUCACUUGUAGUUCAAAUCUUCAUAUCCAUCAGAGGGUCCACACAGGAGAGAAACCAUAUAAAUGUGAGGAAUGUGGUAAGUGCUUCAUUCAGCCUUCACAAUUUCAGGCCCAUCGGAGAAUCCACACUGGAGAGAAACCGUAUGUUUGUAAAGAGUGUGGUAAGGGCUUCAUUUACAGUUCAAGUUUUCAAGCCCAUCAGGGAGUUCACACAGGAGCUAAACCAUACAAAUGUGAGGAGUGCGGAAAAAGCUUUAGGAUGAAAAUCCAUUAUCAAGUUCAUCUGGUGGUCCACACAGGUGAGAAACCCUAUAAAUGUGAGAUAUGUGGGAAGGGGUUCCGUCAGAGUUCAUAUCUUAAAAUCCAUCAGAAGGCCCACUGUGUAGAGAAACCUCUUAAGUGUGACGAGUGUGGGCAGGGCUUCACUCAGAGUUCACGACUUCAGAUUCAUCAGCUUAUUCAUACUGGGGAGAAACCAUACAAAUGCGAAGAAUGUGGAAAAGGAUUUAGUCGUAGAGCAGAUCUUAAAAUUCACUGUAGAAUCCACACAGGAGAGAAACCAUAUAAUUGUGAGGAAUGUGGGAAGGUCUUCAGUCAGGCCUCACAUCUCCUGACCCAUCUGAGAGUCCACAGUGGAGAAAAACCAUUCAAAUGUGAUGAGUGUGGGAAGAGCUUUGGUCGGAGUUCACAUCUUCAAGCCCAUCAAAAAGUCCACACUGGAGAAAAGCCAUACAAAUGUGAGGAGUGUGGGAAGGGCUUCAAGUGGAGCUUGAACCUUGACAUGCAUCAGAGGGUCCACACAGGGGAGAAACCGUAUAAGUGUGGGGAGUGUGGGAAGCACUUCAGUCAGGCCUCGAGUCUUCAACUUCAUCAGAGUGUCCACACUGGAGAGAAACCAUACAAAUGUGAUGCAUGUGGCAAAGUCUUCAGUCGGUCUUCACAACUUCAGUAUCAUGGGCGAGUUCACACAGGGGAGAAACCUUAUAACUGUGACAUAUGUGGUAAGAGCUUCAGUUGGAGAUCAAAUCUUGUAAGUCAUCACAAAAUUCAUGCUGGUGAUACAUUGUAUAGAGGUGACAAGAGUGGUAGGAAUAUCAAAGACUUGUCAGAAGAAAGAAGUUCUACAAAAUGAUGUUUUUUAAAAACUCAUGGGCAAUUUGAAUUCUUACCAAGUUUCAUAGGAGAAAAAAUAGUUGUUUUAGUUUAGUCAGUGUUUAAGCAAUACUGAACACAUCUCAAUUUUCAGCAGGCCAUGCAUGCAGUGGAGAACUCUUGUUAAGUGGUGCAGUAAGAACUUCAUUUAGAACUUUGACAUUUAUUAGUUGUCACUUAGGAGAUGGUACUUAGAAAGGAAAAGAGUUUGGUCUGACCUUUAACAAAAGGCCAUGUCAGAAUUGCUGCUCACUAGAAUGUAAGCUCCAUGAGGGCAGGGACUUGGCUGUUAUGUCUGCACAACCUUUACAUUGACUCACUCUUGUAGAUGUGCUUAGUACUUGUAUGUUAGAGAAACCAAAAGGAGAAAAUAUACAACAUAUGAAAUCACAUCCAAAGGAGGAAACCUACCAAAUAAAAUUAAGUUAGGGAAAUGAACAUUAGUUGAAAUACAGAAAACCAAGUAGUAUUCCAAUUCACAACAUUAAUAUGGUAACUGCCUUAUUGCAGCUGUCUUCUGUCUUUGCCACAGUCUCUGUUCUGAAGUUGAUUCUUACUAUUUGGGGCCCUCUUUAGUUUUCCAAGCAUUGUGUACAGUGUAAUUAAACUAUCUUUUGUGGUUUUUCUGAUAGAAAAAAAUUUUGUUUAACUUUGUAAGAAGUUAAAAAGCA
Molossus molossus (Pallas's mastiff bat) is the source of this 3524-nucleotide messenger RNA. RefSeq names its product zinc finger protein 234-like. The coding region runs from base 848 to 2833 and encodes 661 amino acids. Gene Ontology annotation, molecular function: RNA polymerase II cis-regulatory region sequence-specific DNA binding; DNA-binding transcription activator activity, RNA polymerase II-specific. Lineage: Eukaryota; Metazoa; Chordata; Mammalia; Chiroptera; Molossidae. The record is from RefSeq and is a predicted model, not a curated record. Gene Ontology annotation, biological process: regulation of transcription by RNA polymerase II. The transcript is spliced from 4 exons. Gene Ontology annotation, cellular component: nucleus.